Trichoderma harzianum CBS 226.95 is the source of this 1035-nucleotide messenger RNA. Its product is annotated as carbohydrate-binding module family 1 protein. The record is from RefSeq and is a predicted model, not a curated record. Gene Ontology annotation, biological process: carbohydrate metabolic process; proteolysis. Gene Ontology annotation, molecular function: cellulose binding; feruloyl esterase activity; serine-type peptidase activity. The coding region runs from base 1 to 1035 and encodes 344 amino acids. Gene Ontology annotation, cellular component: extracellular region. The transcript has 2 exons. NCBI's taxonomy places the organism in Eukaryota, Fungi, Ascomycota, Sordariomycetes, Hypocreales, Hypocreaceae.
AUGCUCUCUUGCGGAAAACUAGCUCUGAUCUUCCUUGCCGCCAGUGUGCAGGAGGCUGUGGCUUCUCUCUCAUCGGGCUGUGGUAAAGCUGUAGGCACUAGCAGUGGCACUAAAUCCAUGACAGUGAACGGCAAGACGCGGCAGUACAUCCUGCAGCUUCCGGCCAACUACAAUGCCAGCAGCGGUUACAAGCUCAUUUUUGGGUAUCACUGGCGUGAUGGUACCAUGAAUAAUGUUGCCCCUGGCUACUAUGGCCUACGGGAUUUAGCACGAGAGACGGCUAUCUUCGUUGCGCCACAGGGCCUGAAUAACGGUUGGGCGAAUAGCGGAGGAGAGGACCUCACAUUUACCGACCAGAUGGUGGAUUAUAUCACUUCCAACGCCUGUGUCGACAAAGACCAGAUAUUCUCCACGGGGUGGAGUUAUGGCGGCGCUAUGACCUUCGAGCUGGCUUGCUCCCGUCCAAAUGUCUUCAAGGCGGUAGCCGUUAUUGCCGGGGCUCAGCUCAGCGGAUGCGACGGCGGAACCACGCCAAUCCCGUACCUCGGCAUCCACGGCGUGGUCGACAGCGUUCUCCCCAUCAAUCUUGGCCGAGGUCUACGCGACAAGUUCCUCCAGCUCAACGGCUGCACUUCUAAGAACGCUCCUGAGCCGGCCGGCGGCUCUGGCACGCACAUCAAGACAACGUUCGACUGCAGACCCGGCUACCCGGUCUGGUGGAUUGCUCAUUCCGGUGAUCACGUCCCAGACCCCAAGGACGCCGGCCGGAGUCAAUCGUGGGCACCCGGAGAAACUUGGAGUUUCUUCACCCAGCCGGGCUUGAAAGGGCAGAGCGGUGGCAGCAGUAGCAGUGUAACAACGACGUCUAAGAUAUAUUUUACAACUUCCUCCACCACUCCAACAACAACAGCAGGUAGUGAUAGCUGCGCGGCCAGAUACAGCCAAUGUGGAGGUGUUGGAUGGUCGGGGCCAACAUGCUGCCAAUUGGGAGCCACAUGCAGGUACUCCAAUGAUUGGUAUUCCCAAUGCCUUUAA